Messenger RNA from Protobothrops mucrosquamatus (brown spotted pit viper), 3461 nucleotides. Its product is annotated as protocadherin gamma-B4-like. The transcript has 3 exons. Gene Ontology annotation, cellular component: plasma membrane. The record is from RefSeq and is a predicted model, not a curated record. The coding region runs from base 1 to 3447 and encodes 1148 amino acids. Gene Ontology annotation, biological process: homophilic cell-cell adhesion. NCBI's taxonomy places the organism in Eukaryota, Metazoa, Chordata, Lepidosauria, Squamata, Viperidae. Gene Ontology annotation, molecular function: calcium ion binding.
AUGGAGCGAGGGCAAGGAGGGAAUGGCAGAGCAAUCCGAAGGCAAGUACUAUCGCUCUUACUAUUGUCGGUUUCCUACCGGGCCGUCUCGGAACAGAUUCAUUAUUCAGUCCCCGAAGAGAUGUCAAAAGGUGCUGUAGUGGGGAAUCUUGCAAAGGAUCUAGGACUGAGUCUCAGAGAACUGACAAAUCGCAAAAUGCAUGCCAUCUCUUUGGAUGAGGUGCAGUAUUUCAGAAUCAGUGCAGAAAAUGGAAACCUCUGUGUGAAUGACAGGAUAGAUAGGGAAGAAAUAUGUGGCAGAACCCCACUAUGUGUUCUUAAUCUUAAAGUGGUUAUUGAAAACCCGUUAAAUAUUUACCAUCUAAAAAUAGAGAUACAAGACAUUAAUGAUAAUUCACCACAGUUUCUCAGUAGCACUAUCCAGUUGGAGAUAAUUGAAACAACACAAAUAGGCACCAGGUUCCUUCUUGGGGAUGCCAAAGAUCCGGAUAUUGGCACAAACGCUUUACAGAAUUACCAUCUUAGCACCAAUCCUUACUUUACUUUGGAUGUGAAAGAGAGUCAAGAUGGAAAUAAAUUUGCAGAUUUAGUACUGCAAAAACCACUCGAUCGUGAGAGUGAACCAACCCUUCAGCUCACACUUACUGCGCUGGAUGGGGGAAAACCCAGAAAAACUGGAACAGCCCAAAUAUGGAUCAAUGUCACCGAUGCCAAUGAUAAUCCACCUAUAUUCACCCAAGAAAUCUACACAGUCAGUCUGAGGGAAAACCUGCCAGUUGGAUUCCUUGUGUUGCAACUUGUAGCUUCAGAUAAAGAUGAAGGUUCAAAUGCACAAAUCAGAUAUUAUUUCAGCAAUAUACCGCUGAGUGCAAAUAAGAAAUUCAGCCUAGAUUCAACCAGUGGAAUGAUUUCUCUUGUGGAACCAUUGGACUUUGAGGAAAGUACAGAAUAUGUAAUGACUGUAGCAGCAAAAGAUGGAGGUGGAUCAAUGACCCAUUGUAAAGUAGAAGUAAAAAUCCUUGAUGAAAAUGAUAAUGUGCCAGAAAUGAUGUUUGCAUCCAUUUUUAAUUCAAUUCUGGAAGAUUCUCAGACUGGAACAGUUAUUGCUCUAAUUAAAACCAAUGACAAAGACAUGGAUGAUAAUGGAAAGGUCAUUUGUUAUUUAGAAGAUGACUUGCCAUUCAAGAUUCUUCCAUCAUCUGACAACUACUACACUCUCUUGACAGACCGACCUCUGGACAGAGAAAAAGCAUCUCAGUAUAAUAUUACAAUCACAGUCACUGACAAGGGAACUCCUCCAUUAAGCACAAACAAAACCAUCUUGCUGCAGAUCUCUGAUAUCAAUGACAAUGCCCCUGCUUUUGAGAAAGCGUCCUACAGCAUCUAUGUGCCAGAGAACAAUCCUUCUGGUGCCUCCAUCUUCCAGAUUCAAGCCUUUGAUCCGGAUGUGGAUCAAAACUCACACAUCACAUAUUCAAUUCUCACCAGCAACAUUGAAGAACUUCCCAUCUCCUCCUAUAUCUCCAUUCAUUCCGAGACCGGCACCAUCUACGCCCAGCGGUCCUUUGACUAUGAGCAGUUCAGGGAAUUCCAGCUGCAGGUGAAGGCCCAAGAUGGCGGGAGUCCCUCUCUCAGCAGCAACGUCACAGUCAGGGUGUUUAUCCUGGAUCGGAAUGAUAACAGCCCCCAAAUCCUGUCCCCUUCACCAAACUCCAAGGACUCUGCCUUCUUUGAGAUGGUCCCUCGUUCAGCCGAGGCAGAUUAUCUGGUAACAAAAGUGGUGGCCGUGGAUGCUGAUUCCGGACACAACGCCUGGCUCUCCUACCAGCUGAUUCAAGCCACAGAACCAGCCCUCUUCACUGUUGGCUCCCAUACGGGUGAGAUCAGGACAGCAAGAACCUUUAUGGAGAGAGAUGCCUUUGAAGUGGUGAGUGCAAACCCCAUGGACAUAUUUUAUAUAACAGUAGAGAUCCAGGAUAUUAAUGAUAAUGCACCACAUUUCUUAAAUGGUGAUAUCAAGUUAGAGAUCAGUGAAUCCUCUUUACCAGGAGCCACAUUUCUUCUUGAACAAGCAGAAGAUCCUGAUAUUGGAACAAAUUCCCUCCAGGACUAUCAUCUAAGCAUUAAUGAGAAUUUCAUACUUGAAUUUCGACAGGCGGAAAAUAGAAAACAAUAUCCAAAAUUAGUGCUAAAGAAACAGUUAGAUCGUGAAAGUGAAAGCAGUAUUAAUUUAACACUUACAUCUGUUGAUGGUGGUAAUCCAACAAAAACUGGAACAGUCAAAAUAUGGAUCAGGGUCAUUGAUGCCAAUGACAACCCACCCAUCUUCAGUCAAGAAUUCUAUAUGGCCAGCCUCAAAGAGAAUGCAUCAAAGGGAUCUACUGUAAUACAAGUCAAAGCCACAGACAAAGAUGAAGGUUCCAAUGGCCAAAUCAACUAUUUCUAUAGAAAUAUUGCUGAUUAUGCUCAUCGGAAAUUUGACUUGGAUUCAGAACAGGGAUUUAUAUCAAUUCACGAAGAGCUAGAUUUUGAGGAAACAGAGAAGUAUACCAUAGCAGUAGAAGCAAGGGAUGGAGGUGGAUUAGUAGCACACUGUAAUAUUGAAAUAACGCUAUUAGAUGUAAAUGACAAUGCCCCAGAAGUGAUUCUCGCCUCCUCAUCCAGAGAAAUUCCGGAAAACUCUCCAAUAGGAACAUUGGUAGCCCUCAUCAAUACAAAUGAUAGAGACUCAGGGGAUAAUGGAGAGAUCAAUUGCCAUUUAGAGAAUGCUUCCCCAUUCAAAAUAGUAUCAGCAGCUAAUAACUAUUAUAAGCUUCUGACGAAUGGCCCCCUAGACAGAGAAAGCACCCCAGGGUACAAUCUUACAAUCACAGCCACAGACAACGGUACGCCCCCUCUUUCUACACAGAAAACCAUCUCACUAGAGAUUUCAGAUAUCAACGAUAAUGCCCCUGCCUUUGAGAAAUCUUCAUACAGUGUCUACGUGGCAGAGAACAAUCCUGCUAGCUCCUCCAUCUUCAGCAUCAAAGCUGUAGACCCCGAUCUUGGUCGCAAUGCUAGGAUCACCUUCUCCAUCCUCACUAGCAAAAUAGAGGCGCUACCUCUCCCGUCUUACCUCUCCAUUAACUCAGAAAGUGGCACCCUCUAUUCUCAGAGGUCUUUUGACUAUGAGAAUCUGAAAUUUCUUCCAUGCUUUGCUCCCAUUCCCCAUUCAAGCAAUGCCAUUAUAUUCCCACCAAAUUAUGAGGAAGGAACUAUUCCUUAUUCCUAUCAGCUCUGCUUAUCCUCUGAGUCCAAGAUACAUGAAAUUACUUUUCCAACUCCCAAAGUUCAAACUGCUGAAUAUAUUUCAUGCAACCAAAAAUAUGAUGUGCUUUUGGCGAGCAAUGCAACCAAUAUCCCAAAUUCUGAGAUGGAGCAAACUAAUUUGGUGAGUUUUUUUUAUUAGUACUGACUUUGUAG